AUGCAUAUACAUUUCUUUAUUUUUAGGGUCUGUAAGCAGAUGCUGUAGAGAAACAAGCCACGCUGUGGCUGAUGCCCCGAAACAAUCUGACCCUUGACCCUGCCAUGCCCGGCGAACCUGUUAAAGACAUCAUGACGAUCCCAGGAAGCCCACAGCGAAUCUCGAUCGAUAAAACCAACAACAACGAAGCUCCUAGGCCACCUUCACUAGCAACCGAGAUCACCGUUCCUCUGGUCAAUGAGGUUCAGCUGACGGCGGCCACCGGCGGGGCCGAGCUGUCCUGCUACCGCUGCACCGUGCCGUUCGGCGUGGUGGUUCUGAUUGCCGGGAUCGUUGUGACCGCCGUCGCAUACAGCUUCAACUCUCACGGCUCUACCAUUUCGUACUUCGGACUGGUGCUGCUCUCGGCCGGCCUGGUGCUGCUCGCCCUGAGCGCCAUUUGCUGGAAAGUUCGGAUGGAGAGGAAGAAAGAGAGGCGGAGAGAGAGUCAAACGGCUCUCAUGGCACACCAGAGGAGCAUCUUCGCUUGAAAGAAGAGAUACGAUUUUGACGAGGCCGAUCGCUGAUCCACAAACGUGCGUUCAGUUCACACUUUUUGUGCAACAGCGCUGAUUUCUUUGAAUAAGGCGCAAUUUAUACCAAUCCUAAGUUGCAUGGAAAUGAAAUGCACUUUGGCACAAUAUAGCAUCUGGUUAGUGAAGAGUUUUGCAUAACUCAAGAAAAACCCUACAGUACAGCAUUUCAAACAGUUAAUGAAGAAAAUCUCAUGCAGCUGAUUGGGUCCAGAUGUCGAGACACAGCUGGGACAACGUCUACACUUUUGUUGACCUUUACUGCAAACACUCACAGUUAGUGAUGGACAGACCGCAAACUUUAAAGUGGCUCGUAAGCGCUUUCUAUCUUUCUUUCUCUUUGUUUUCUUCUCCGUCUCUGGGAUAUGAGCCAAGAGGAGCGCAUCAAUAUGAAGACAAGUGACCGCGGUCACGGGGUGCUCACCCAAAGACAGGAAGUGUUGUAUUAAUCCACGGCUGCUUCCUGUCCCGUAGGAUUAAUGGAAAGACGGUUCGAGACAUAAAGGAAAAGGGCGGAAAAGAGGAAAUAAAGGACAAGGAUUUUUCCUCAUUGACACUCAGCUACUUAUAUGUCAGUAAAUGAUAUACGUAUAACUGCACGGUACUUAUAUUACUUGUAUUAUGAUAUAUAGACAACACAUGGCUGGAAAACCAGAUACAUUUAUUGAUUUAUUUUUGUUAUACUGCACUUGGAUCAAGAGGACAGACAUACGACACGCUCUUAUUUGAGUUGUGGUUUAUAUUAAUUAUUCGUCACAUACAUGAGAAUAUAAAACUGAUGGUUGUGUAUUCAAGCACUUUCAACUCAAAGCAUUUGAAUGAAAUGCAAACAGUAAUGAAAUGUUGAUGUCUGUAGGUGCUUAGAAAGUUAAAUAAAUGUCUUAAUGCAGAUUAAUGAUGAUGUAAUUGUCUUAUAGUUCUGUUUGUGACAAUGUUAUCCAUAAGCUGCUGAACAAAACAUUUUUAAUAAACUCAUGUGAAAUGA
Molecule: messenger RNA, 1557 nt
Organism: Paramisgurnus dabryanus
Lineage: Eukaryota; Metazoa; Chordata; Actinopteri; Cypriniformes; Cobitidae
Gene: tmem100a
Product: transmembrane protein 100a
Biological process (GO): cellular response to BMP stimulus
Cellular component (GO): plasma membrane
Source: RefSeq, a predicted model, not a curated record